CUUAAGAGAAUUAAUGGGAAUUGGAAUUGCAUGAAUUUGGGCGGUAAAUGAACCUCCCCUGUUUUUCUCUUUCUCGCAUCCAUUCCUUUCCUCACAAUGCGGGAGACUCACCAUCACCAUCACCACAUCUCUUUCUCCGCUCAUUCAUUUCCUUCACUCUUCUCUCCUCCUCUCAAUUUUUCACUUUUUUCAAAAUCAAUCCCAAAAAACAACAAUUAUUUCCAUCAAUGCUAUGCUUUCUAAAUUCCAACAAUGAAAUUCACCAAUUUCUGAAAAGGCCAAUAUUUUCUAGAUUGUGAAAUAUCAAGUAAUACAAGAACAAUAUGGGUGUUUCUAUGAGAGAUUUGGAUCCAGCUCUCAAGGGAGCUGGACAAAAAGAUGGACUUGAAAUAUGGCGGAUUGAGAAUUUUAAUCCAGUUCCUAUCCCACAGUCUUCUUAUGGAAAGUUUUUCAAUGGAGACUCAUAUAUUGUCUUGAAGACAACAGCAUCAAAAAGUGGUGCUCUACGCCAUGAUAUUCAUUAUUGGCUUGGUAAAGACACUAGUCAAGAUGAAGCUGGUGCCGCAGCCAUCAAAACAGUUGAGUUGGAUGCAGUUCUAGGAGGACGUGCUGUUCAGUAUCGUGAAGUGCAGGGUCAUGAAACACAGAAGUUCCUGUCAUAUUUCAAACCAUGCAUUAUACCACAAGAAGGUGGAGCUGCCUCUGGUUUUAAGCAUGUUGAAGCUGAAGAACACACGACACGGUUGUUUGUAUGUAAAGGGAAACAUGUUGUGAAUGUCAAAGAGGUUCCUUUUGCUCGAUCUUCGCUCAACCAUGAUGAUAUUUUUAUUCUGGAUACCGAGUCAAAACUAUUCCAAUUUAAUGGUUCCAAUUCAUGUAUUCAAGAAAGGGCUAAAGCAUUGGAAGUUGUUCAAUUUAUUAAGGAUACCUAUCAUGAUGGGAAAUGUGAAGUGGCUUCUAUUGAGGAUGGAAGGUUGAUGGCUGACUCUGAAUCUGGAGAGUUCUGGGGUUUGUUUGGUGGAUUUGCUCCUCUUCCACGUAAAACAUUCAGUGAUGAUGAUAAGACAAUUGAUUCUCAUGAUCCAAAGUUGCUUUGUGUUGAAAAAGGGAAGGCAGAGCCUAUUGAAACUGAUUCUUUGACAAAGGAAUUGCUGGACACCAAUAAAUGCUAUAUUAUAGAUUGUGGAUUGGAGGUGUAUGUUUGGAUGGGAAGAAAUACCUCUCUUGAUGAUAGGAAAAGCGCAAGUGGAGCUACAGAUGAACUAGUCCGUAGCACCGACCGGCCAAAAUCCCAGAUAACACGUGUAAUUGAAGGAUUUGAGACAGUGAUGUUCAAGUCCAAAUUUGAGUCUUGGCCUCAGACAUCUAAUCUAACAAUGUCUGAAGAUGGUCGUGGCAAGGUAGCAGCACUUCUUAAACGUCAAGGAUUAGAUGUCAAGGGCCUCUUGAAAGCUGAUCCAGUAAAAGAAGAACCUCAACCCUACAUCGAUUGCACAGGGCAUUUACAGGUUUGGCGUGUGAAUGGUCAAGAAAAAAAGCUUCUUGCAGGCACUGACCAGUCAAAAUUUUAUAGUGGAGACUGCUUCAUCUUUCAGUAUUCAUAUCCUGGUGAAGAUAGGGAGGAAUAUCUUAUAGGAACAUGGAUUGGACAGAACAGUGUUGAGGAAGAAAGAGCCUCAGCUCAUACACUAGCAAGCAAAAUGGUCGAGUCAAUGAAGUUUCUGCCAUCCAUGGCUCGUAUUUAUGAAGGCAAUGAAACAAUUCAAUUUCAUUCCAUCCUCCAAAGCUUUAUUGUUUUUAAGGGCGGACUUGGUGAUGCAUACAAGAAUUACAUCGCCGAGAAGGAAAUUCCGGAUGAGACAUACAGGGAGGACAGUGUUGCAUUAUUCCGCAUCCAAGGCUCUGGACCAGACAAUAUGCAAGCAAUACAAGUUGACCCAGUUGCUUCCUCCUUGAAUUCCUCUUAUUUCUACAUACUUCAUAGUGAGUCCAUUGUUUUUACUUGGUCUGGAAAUCUUACUACUUCAGAUUACCACGAACUCGUUGAGAGAAUGCUGGAUUUAAUAAAGCCGGAUUUACAAGGCAAACCACAAAGGGAAGGUGCAGAAUCUGAACAGUUUUGGGAACUAUUAGGAGGAAAGACAGAAUAUCCCAGUCAAAAGAUUGUGAGGGAAGCUGAAAAUGAUCCUCACCUAUUUUCAUGCAAUUUCUCACAAGGAAAUUUAAAGGUGACAGAGAUACACAACUUUUCCCAGGAUGAUUUGAUGACAGAAGAUAUUUUCAUCUUGGAUUGUCACUCUGAAAUCUUUGUGUGGGUUGGCCAGCAGGUUGACCCCAAAAGUAGAUUGCAGGCUCUACCAAUUGGCGAGAAAUUUCUUGAGAAAGAUUUUCUCCUAGAAACAAUAUCUCGUUAUACUCCAAUAUAUUUUGUCAUGGAAGGCAGUGAGCCGUCUUUCUUCACACGCUUCUUUAAAUGGGAUUCUGCGAAAUCUUCAAUGCUGGGGAACUCGUUUCAAAGGAAGCUUGCAAUCAUGAAAAAUGGGGGUACUCCACCUUUGGUUAAACCCAAAAGAAGAGCAUCUGUAUCUUAUGGGGGAAGGUCUGGUGGCUUGCCAGAGAAAUCACAACGCUCCCGCAGUAUGUCUGUUAGUCCUGACCGGGCUCGUGCGCGAGGAAGAUCUCCGGCCUUCAAUGCCCUGGCAGCUACUUUCGAGAGCUCAAAUGUUAGAAACCUUUCAACUCCACCUCCAAUGAUUAGAAAACUGUACCCAAAAUCUAAGACACCAGAUUCAGCAUCACCAACAUCUAAAUCUUCAUCCAUAUCUCACAUUACUUCUACUUUUGAACGACCAUCAGCACGAGGAAGUUUGUUUCCUAGGUCACUUAAAGAUACCUCCAAAUCAAACCCAGAGACAAAUAGUGACAACGAGAAAUCUCCGAUCAACAGAGAAGAAUCUCUUACUAUACAAGAAGAUGUAAAAGAAGGUGAAGCUCAGGAAGAUGUAAAAGAAGGCGAAGCUCAGGAAGAUGUAAAAGAAGGUGAAGCUGAAGAUAAUGAAGGUCUUCCAGUAUACCCAUAUGAAAGUGUUAACACAGCCGCUACCGAUCCCAUGCCAGACAUCGACGUGACUAAACGAGAGGCUUACCUGUCAAACGACGAGUUCAAAGAGAAACUGGGGAUGGCCAGGAGCGAAUUUUACACGUUACCAAAAUGGAAACAGAACAAACUCAAAAUGGCUGUUCAGUUGUUCUGAGUCAAGUAUACUUAACCACAUGUUUUUCUUUGUAGUGGUUUGAUGUAUAGGAUGAUUUCUUUUGUUCAUAGCUGCUUGGUAUUAAUAUUUUGAUGGGAAACAAGGGCUGUUGGUGUGCUUGUGUUUUUGUGGUUCCUUGUUAAUCAUUUUUGAAUUCAAAAUAUUUCUGGUGAAGCAAUUGAGCUUUGCAAUACCAAAGUUGUAUUGAUAGUUGAGGUAUAAAGUUUGUACAGCAGAGUGUAAAAGCCACUCAAUUCAUUAUUUAUUUUGGAAAUAAAAUAUGAUUCUUUUAA
Molecule: messenger RNA, 3547 nt
Organism: Vicia villosa (hairy vetch)
Lineage: Eukaryota; Viridiplantae; Streptophyta; Magnoliopsida; Fabales; Fabaceae
Product: villin-4-like
Exons: 23
Coding region: 324-3254 (976 amino acids)
Biological process (GO): cytoskeleton organization; actin filament severing
Molecular function (GO): actin filament binding
Source: RefSeq, a predicted model, not a curated record